Plasmopara halstedii is the source of this 153-nucleotide messenger RNA. RefSeq lists its product as uncharacterized. The record is from RefSeq and is a predicted model, not a curated record. The coding region runs from base 1 to 153 and encodes 50 amino acids. NCBI's taxonomy places the organism in Eukaryota, Oomycota, Peronosporomycetes, Peronosporales, Peronosporaceae. The transcript is spliced from 2 exons.
AUGCGGCAGAAAGCUGGACGCAUAAAAAAACGCGACGACGCCCGGAUGUUUGACAUCCUGGGCGUAGCUUUGUACGAAGAAGCAGUGUGCCACCUUCCUGACGGCAAAGUGCGAGUCAAGCAGCAUUGUGCCUUUUUGCCUGCAAGUAGGUAA